AUGAAGCUCCCUUCAUGGCUGUGUCCAUCAGAUGCAAAUCGACCUCCUUUAUUACGACUGUUUGUUUUAUUGACAUACCUUAGACCGUUCGCCCAAGCCAUCACCUUCAACCCCAUACCACCCGCUAAUCUUAAUCUUGAUGACUUGGGUCGAGUUGGUCUGGCCGGCGAUUUCAGUGGCAUUUCACUCUAUCAGUUCGAGGGACAGAAUGAAAAUGGAUUCAGCACAAACGGCAGCCAAUCCGUGCUCGGGCGAUUUCCGAAUGGCGGCUUUGCAACGUUGGCAUUGGCGGAUGCAGGGAUUCAGGCCAUGUGCUCCUUUAUAAUGCAGAAUGGAGUAAUGGCCGGUGUGGUUGUGGGAGGGAAUUUCACAAGUUUGGGUGGCAUCGAGUCGCAAGGCGCCGCAUUGUUCAAUCAGAAUACCUCCGCCAUAACACCACUCACUGGAUUAUCUGGGCAGGUGUCUGCGUUACUGUGUGAUGAAGCGACAAACACCGUGUAUGUGGGAGGAAGUUUCAAAGCAGCAAACUCGACAAACGCCAUUGUUUGGGUUGGGACCGCCGGCUGGACAAACCUGCCCUUCUCUGGCUUCAAUGGACCUGUCACAUCCAUCAACAAGGCGUCCGAUGGUCAUAUUAUUUUUGGGGGAUCAUUUACGGGCUUGGGAAACGCUACAGGUCCCAGUCUUCCAGAUCAACAGGUCAUCAACAUCUCUGGGGGAAACAUCACAAGUGGCUCUUCAACUUCAGCAACAGGUUUCAGCGAUCCCAGGAACAUUGUCUGCAAGACUAGUGGCACCGACGGGGCUGGCAACACUUGGCUCCUUGCUGAUAAUACCCCAGGCUUCUGGAAGGCUUCUUUUGGCUUCGGUUUUCAACCUACAAAAUUGAGGCUCUGGAAUACUCAUCAAGAUGGCCGAGGAACUCAGACAUGGAGAUACACGGCGUUCCCAAUCAAUGGUAUCAUGAACUUCACUUAUAUCGAUCCGGCAACGGGACAAAACGCUUCGUGCACAUCUGAAUGCCCUCUGAGCAGCAACUCGAGCGUAAAAUUUCAGGAUUUCCAUUUCGUCAACGUGAUUGGGAUGAACGGGUUUCAGAUCGAUAUCUCGGCUUGGUAUGGCAAGGGGGGUGGUCUUGACGGAAUCGAGUUGUUCGAGGACGAUAUCUUCUCUUAUGCAAUCGACGACUUCAACGAGCCGACUUGCGCUGGAAUUCAAAUAGCGUCGAGCGUAACCAGAACUGGGCCGUGGGUCGUCACUCCUUCCCAACAGAGCUCCUCCGAAUACCUGUCAGCUUCUCUUUCAGCUUCUCAGUCUGCAUCCGUUGUUUUCCUGCCAGACAUCAAGCAGUCUGGAAAUUACUCGGUCAACAUGUAUACACCCGGGUGUAUUCAAGACAAUACCUGUACCACAAGAGGCAGGGUCAACAUCACGGGCGUCAUGUCAUCCGGGAUGACCAAUUCUGGGUUCCAAACUGAAAUCUUCCAGACAAAUAACUUCGAUAAGUAUGACCAAAUAUACUUCGGAUAUAUCGAAGCUGGGAGUGCUACUUUCCGUCCCUCUGUCACCCUCUCGCCAGCUACAGGUCAGGAUUUAACCAACUUCUCAAUUGUCGCUCACCGAGUCGGCUUUGCCCUUAUUUCCCCGAGUGGUGGACUAAACAGUCUCUUUGAGUAUGAUCCCACGCAGGCAGUAGUGGAUACAUCGACCUUCGCCAAUUCAACCUUUGAUCAGGCUGGGGCGAGCCUUCCAACUGGUGCUGGAGUCAAUGCCCUGCAAACUUUGGGAGACACGACUUAUGUGGGCGGAAAUUUCACCACCAGCACGUUCAACAAUAUAUUUGCGGUCAGCAAAUCUGGGACCACCACGCUAAGUGGAAGUGGCCUUAACGGCGAAGUCACGACAAUGUUCCUCAAUGGCUCACUACUCUACGUUGGAGGCAGAUUUUCAAACACCAGCACUGGAGGAAGCAUCGGCCUAAACAACGUAGCCGCCUACGAUACGUCGAAGAACACCUGGGACGCUCUUGGUGCGGGUGUGAAUGGGCUGGUGACGAACAUUGUUCCUCUAUUGAUGAACAUUACCUCCAACCAUCCGGAAACUGUCAUAGCCCUCACAGGAGACUUCACCCAGAUUCUCUCUUUUGGAAGUAACGGCUCAGUAGUUGCCGCUGGAUUCGCUGUCUGGGUGCCAUCUCGAAACAAUUGGCUCCAAAAUUUACCAACCUCAACAAUGGCCAUCAAUGGAGUACUCACGGCGUCUGCAGAUCUUCCUGGCGGUGGAUCUGUCUUCGCCGGUUCUCUGUCCUCGUCACAGCUCAGCGCCAAUGAUGCAGUCGCUUUAUCUUCAGGAAUCAGUUCUUUCCCAGUGCAUAUUCAGCCAACAGCGCAAACAUCAGGUAGCCUCUCGAAGCGUGCAACGAGCAGCCAAAAUAUCAGUGGCGUUGUUACCGGAUUGUUCUAUAAUAACGGAGGACGAAAUGUGACCAUCCUUGGUGGCCAUUUUACCGCGACAGGCACUAAUGGAUCCAAUGUCAACAAUCUCGUCUUCAUAAACGGAUCAAACUCUGACACGGUCACUGGUGUUGGUCCUUCGCUUUCACAAGACUCGACCAUUCUGGCAUUGGCUCUGCAGGGAGAUACUCUUUAUGCUGGAGGAACUCUGACUGGAACCGUAAAUGGUGGGAGUGUGAACGGCUUGAUCUCCUUCAAUCUGAUUACGUCGUCCUUCAAUACCCAACCACCAGCUCUUGCUGGAGGGAAUGUCAAUGCCAUAUCUACUCGACCAAGCUCUGCCGAUGUAUAUGUUGGUGGAAGCUUCUCCGCUGCUGGUUCACUCAGCUGUCCAGCUGUCUGUGUUUUUUCCGCCUCGCAAUGGGAUCGACCGGGAAGCAGUCUCGGUGGCGUCGCGAAUGCAAUGGUAUGGGGAAGUCAGAACAGUCUCGUUGUUGGUGGGGCUCUAUCUGUGAACGGAGCCAAUACUUCUCUCGCAACCUACGAUGUCAAGGCUCAGAACUGGACGGCCGGGGUUGGAGCAACUGCGAUUCCUGGUCCCGUCACCGCUCUUGCAGCGGCCAACAGUGACGCAUCGCAGCUCUGGGUUGCAGGAACUGCAAUGAAUGGCUCGACCUUCCUCAUGAAGUUCGACGGCACGAAUUGGAACUCGGUCAGCGCAGGCUUGGGCAGUGGUUCUACCAUUCGUGGCCUUCAAGUCCUAUCGCUCAGCAAGAACCACGCAUCCACCAGCCUCGUUCCUGCAAGCGAGACACUACUAGUCACUGGUUCAUUGAAUCUCCCAGGUUUUGGGGAUUCGUCUUCAGCUCUCUUUAAUGGCACGACCUUCCAGCCCUUCGCACUCACAACUACCGCUGCCAACACUGCUGGAAGUCUCUCUCAAAUCUUCUCGCAAAACCAAAAUUUCUUUUCCAGCCCAGGUGGCCAUCUUGCCAAAGGCUUCGUUGUUCUCAUCGCCCUGGGCAUCGCUCUGGCCUUGACCUUCCUUCUCGUCGUGGCCGGUGUCAUCGCUGAACGGAUCCGGAAAAAGCGAGAAGGCUACUCACAAGUAUCCGCUUUCGACCGGAGCGGUGGCAUGUCGAGAGUCCCACCCGAACAACUCUUCAGCUCUCUGGGCCAAGGCCGGAGCGGAGUGGAAAAACAAAGCGCCAUGAUUUGA
Molecule: messenger RNA, 3672 nt
Organism: Hyaloscypha bicolor E
Lineage: Eukaryota; Fungi; Ascomycota; Leotiomycetes; Helotiales; Hyaloscyphaceae
Product: cellular morphogenesis protein
Exons: 2
Coding region: 1-3672 (1223 amino acids)
Biological process (GO): positive regulation of establishment of bipolar cell polarity regulating cell shape
Cellular component (GO): plasma membrane of growing cell tip
Source: RefSeq, a predicted model, not a curated record